Periophthalmus magnuspinnatus is the source of this 315-nucleotide messenger RNA. Its product is annotated as cortexin domain-containing 1 protein-like. The record is from RefSeq and is a predicted model, not a curated record. Lineage: Eukaryota; Metazoa; Chordata; Actinopteri; Gobiiformes; Gobiidae. Bases 51 to 275 code for a protein of 74 amino acids. The transcript has 2 exons.
CCAGAACAGCCUCUGCUCUGCUACUGCAGGAUGUGAGUCAGGCCAGCAGCAUGGCAGCCGAGCGGGUUGCCGUGGCAGCGCUCAUGGAGGUGAUGGAGGUGGGCGGCACCGCAGAGCCCGAUGUCCUGGAUGUGGAUCAGGGACUGACUCUGGCCUGUAUUGGUUUUCUCUGCCUGCUGCUGGUCGCCAUGAUCAUCCGUUGUGCCAAAGUCAUUGUGGACCCCUACAGUGCCAUCCCCACCUCCACCUGGGAGGAGCAGCACCUGGACGACUGACCACACCCAGACCUGGGAGGAGCAGCACCUGCAUGACUAA